AUGGAGAGGGAGAACAGAAAGAGAACAAGAGAAGAAGAAGAAAAACAAGAAAACAAGAAAGAAAAGAAGGCAGAAUUUGAGUGCAACAAAGAGGGUGGAGUUUUCGAUUUUCCUUGGCUCAAAGAGGGUGUGAUUUUUAAAGGUGAUGAAUAUUUGGAACUCCAAGAUACAUUUGGUACAUGUUUAUAUGAAAUUCCCAGUAUUUUUACAGAAAAUCUCGAUCAAUUUUGUGUAGAAAAUUUAUGUGAUGAGAAAGUCGGUGAUGAUUACAAGAUUGAUGAGAAUUAUUUGGGUACAUUUCAAGAACCAGAAGAUUGCAUUUGGAGCUCAGUGAUUGAUCAGCCUCUUGAUAUUGGCUUCAACAAACUGUAG
Molecule: messenger RNA, 372 nt
Organism: Fraxinus pennsylvanica
Lineage: Eukaryota; Viridiplantae; Streptophyta; Magnoliopsida; Lamiales; Oleaceae
Source: the annotation of a GenBank genome assembly